ACGCUGCCAGCCCGGGACCCGCGGCCGCAGAGGGAGGGCGUUCCUCGGUGUCCCUCGCCGCGCCGACCCGGGACUCGCGUUGUGUCGCCUUGUCCCAGGGCUAAGGGGUAGCGAACAGCCAGGGUCCCAGCCCCACUUCUCCAUCUCUCGCUAGAUCGAGGCCUAACGAGCGAAAGUUACAGUCGCUGCUCAAAAGGGAGAAUCCGGGUUGCCAGUCUUCUGGUUUAAGAGGUUACUAUAAAGAAAACUUCUGAGAAAAUGUUGGAGUAGGCAUUACCAACACAUUGGAUUUAUUGGAUGAAAUACAAGAAGUUAAUUUUUGUGACGUGCGGGAAGCCCCCCCAGUGCCAGAUUACAUGUGUAAAUCACUGCGUUACUGCGUUAGUCACUGUCUCUAUCUAGCAAUGACGAGGCUGGAAGAAGUAAAUAGAGAAGUGAACAUGCAUUCCUCCGUGCGCUAUCUCGGCUAUCUAGCCAGAAUAAACUUACUGGUGGCUAUAUGUUUAGGCCUUUAUGUAAGAUGGGAAAAAACAGCCAAUUCCUUAAUUUUGGUGAUUUUUAUUCUCGGCCUUUUUGUUCUUGGGAUCGCCAGCAUACUCUACUAUUACUUUUCAAUGGAAGCAGCAAGUUUAAGUCUCUCCAAUCUCUGGUUUGGGUUUCUGCUUGGCCUUCUGUGUUUUCUUGAUAAUUCAUCCUUUAAAAGUGAUGUGAAAGAAGAAACAACCAAAUACUUGCUUCUGACAUCUAUAGUAUUAAGGAUAUUGUGUGCUUUGGUGGAGAGAAUUUCUGGAUAUGUCCGCCAUCGGCCUACUUUACUAACCACAGUAGAGUUUCUGGAACUUGUUGGGUUUGCCAUCGCCAGCACAACUAUGUUGGUGGAGAAGUCUCUGAGUGUAAUUUUGCUUGUCAUGGCUUUGGCCAUGCUCAUUAUCGACCUGAGAAUGAAGUCUUUCCUAGCUAUUCCAAACUUAAUCAUUUUUUCAGUAUUGUUAUUUUUCUCUUCAUUGGAAACUCCCCAAAAUCCAAUUGCUUUUGCAUGUUUUUUUAUUUGCCUGAUAACUGAUCCUUUUCUUGACAUUUAUUUUAGUGGACUUUCAGUAACUGAAAGGUGGAAACCAUUUCUGUACCGCGGGAGACUUUGCAGGAGAUUUUCAGUGCUUUUCGCUGGAAUGAUUGAGCUUACAUUCUUCAUUCUUUCAGCAUUUAAGCUUAGAGACACUCAUCUCUGGUAUUUCGUGAUACCGGGUUUUUCCAUUUUUGGAAUUUUCUGGAUGAUUUGCCAUAUUAUUUUUCUGUUAACUCUUUGGGGAUUUCAUACCAAAUUAAAUGACUGCCAUAAAGUGUUUAUCAACCACCGGGCGGAUAACAAUAGCCUUGAUAGAGUCAUGGCAUCCAAAGGGAUGCGUCAUUUUUGCUUAAUUUCGGAGCAGUUAGUUUUUUUUAGUCUUCUCGCAACAGCAAUUUUGGGAGCAGUCUCCUGGCAGCCCACAAAUGGAAUCUUCUUGAGCAUGUUUCUUAUUGUUUUGCCACUCGAGUCCAUGGCUCAUGGGCUCUUCCAUGAACUAGGUAACUGCUUAGGAGGAACCUCUGUUGGAUAUGCUAUUGUGAUCCCUACCAACUUCUGCAGUCCUGAUGGCCAGCCAACACUGCUUCCACCAGAACAUGUACAGGAGUUAAAUUUGAGGUCUACUGGCAUGCUCAAUGCCAUCCAAAGAUUUUUUGCAUAUCAUAUGAUUGAGACCUAUGGAUGUGACUAUUCCACCAGUGGACUGUCUUUUGAUACUCUACAUUCCAAACUGAAAGCUUUCCUUGAACUUCGGACAGUGGAUGGACCUAGACAUGACACAUAUGUUUUAUAUUAUAGUGGGCACACCCAUGGCUCAGGAGAGUGGGCUCUAGCAGGUGGAGACAUACUUCGCCUUGAUACGCUUUUAGAAUGGUGGAGAGAAAAGAAUGGUUCCUUCUGUUCCCGGCUUAUCAUCAUCUUAGACAGCGAGAAUUCAACCCCAUGGGUGAAAGAAGUGAGAAAGAUUAAUGACCAGUACGUUGCAGUUCAGGGAGCCGAGCUGGCAAAGACAGUAGAUAUUGAAGAAGCUGACCCGCCACAGCUGGGGGACUUUACUAGAGACUGGGUAGAGUACAACUGUAACUCCACAAACAACAUCUGCUGGACUGAGAAGGGACGCACAGUGAAGGCCGUGUAUGGUGUGUCAAAGCGCUGGAGUGACUACACUCUGCACCUGCCGACAGGAAGUGAUGUGGCCAAGCACUGGAUGUUACACUUCCCGCGUAUUACAUAUCCGUUAGUGCAUUUGGCAAACUGGUUAUGUGGCCUGAACCUCUUUUGGAUCUGCAAAGCUUGUUUUAGAUGCUUGAAAAGAUUAAAAAUGAGUUGGUUUCUUCCUACAGUGCUGGACACAGGACAAGGCUUUAAACUUGUCAAAUCUUAAUUUGGACAUCAAGGAAGGAUAUUAUUGAGAGUUCAUGUUACCAUUUGUCAGUAACUUGCCAUUUUUUGUAUGCUGUAUUUUUAUUUGUGGAAAGUAUCUUGCUACAUUUGUAGCUGCUCUCAUUUUGUCUUUUCUUAAAUAAUUAUGGGAUGUGUAAGAUAUUGGGAAUAUGCAUGAUUUUAUACUAAAAUAUACAGAGGGUCAUAAAAAUGCUGAAUGUAAACAUGUAAGAGAUGUUAAAAGUGACUGUGCACUUUCAGAUAACUUUCUGUUUGUCUCCAAGGAAAAGAAACACAGGUGUCUGUGCUCUGGAGUGGCCAAUGGACAGUUUCUAAUGCCUUAUUUUCUAGGCAUACAUUAGAGAAUGUAGACCAGACAAAUGUGUUUUAAGAGAACUACCAAUUUACUUAAAAGAAGAUUCUUUGAUGUGUGUGAUUCAGAUAGGUUUGACCCCAAGACUGCAGAAGUAUAAAUUCUUAGAGCAGGAAGAGACCUGCUCAUAAUGACUGCAAAAUGCCCUUUCUCCACCACACCCAAAUGUCUUGGCUCUGACCUUUACCAGUAUAGCAUAAAAGCCCCAACUGCCUUUGAGAUGGAAGCAUCUUUAAUGUGGGUAAAAUUGAGAGCUUAGAGGCUACAAAGUAUUCCUUCAUCGAUAGUGAGGGACUUUGAAAAUACUGGUAAUUUUAAGAGUCCUUCUCAGGGUAAUUUUGUUUUCUUAAUGAGUAAUAUUUCCAGCUACAAAUUCCUUUCAAGUAAAUUGCCAUUCGUUUCAAAAAGUACACUUACAAAAUAAAUGUAUCAGUUUCUCGUUGACCAAUUCAUCCUGUCUUAAGUAUUUCUGAGGAGUUAGUACUCUGCCAUGAAACUACUUUUCAGAUCCUAUUGUAAUAACUUUUUUCUGCUGAGGGUCAAAGGAUGGGAACAGAUCAUUUUGUUGUUGUAUACCUGUAUUGUAUUAUGUAAAAAAGUAUUCAUUUUGGCAAUUUUAGGUAAGCAUAAUGGUGUGGUUGUAAUUUGUAAACUUUAAUUCAGUGUUUUGUUGAAUUUAAUUCAGUAAAGUAGGCACUGAUCAAGAUAUCUCCUUAAGAGGUAAAUCACUUCCUGUUCCCUUCCAAUAAUCCUUACGUUCUAGAUUUUCAUCUUUGGAAAAGGGAGGUAUAAUUAAAUUGGAAAUUAGACUUUGUUACCAUGGUGACCUCUCACCAUUGAAGCCAUUUUUCCAUGCCCAGAGAGAGAAGGUAACAAAUGCAUCUACCAUUUUCUACCGAUGACUUGAAAACUGAUGUUUUCUUUAGAAAGAAGUCACACCAUCAGGGAACUUGUAUACCGCUAUCUAUGCAGCAUUGCUACAGCCUAUUUCUAUGUUUUGAAUAUCGUACUCUUAAUACUUUGAAUAAUAUUUUGUUAAAAAUUAAUUUUUCAUUUAAUGUGAAAUUAAGAGUUCCUGAAUAUUUUACUGUAUUAAAAGUGGAAGUUAUACAAAAUGCCUUUGCUUUAGAGUUUAUGUUUGGUGGCAAGUUGAUUUGAAAAUAUUUCCUUAUUCCAGAAUACUGAAGAAUAGAUACAAUAUUGGAAAUUAGUGGCAUCCUAUAUACAAUAUUUUUUAUAAAAUGGAUCUUGUUUUACAGCUUGAAAUACAGAUAGUAAAUUUGACUGAAUAAAUCAUUUAUUUGUAUGCAUCUGGAAUUUUCAGCUGGGUGCCAUUUUAAAUCAGUUUUGUAUGAUUUUUUAGGUUCUUCAGGUCCACAACUAAAUAAGGAAAAUAGCGUUGAGAUUUUAACUUGCUGUAUACAUUUAUGUGCAUCAGUAGCUAGGCUUCCCUGCCUAAGCAGAAAGACAUUGCUCUGGCUCUAAUCUUUCAAUGCCUUUCUUCCUUCCCAUAUGAAACAACUCUGUAUAUGGCCAUGGGUAUAGUUUAUGAUCUAAAUAUUCUAAGUAUUUCUCUACACUUGAUUUUAUUACAUCUUUCCAAACGCUCUUAAUAAUUUAAUAUAAAAAUUUGUAUUUUAUAAAUGAUGAAACUAGGGCAGUG
This is a messenger RNA of Apodemus sylvaticus (European woodmouse), 4485 nucleotides long. RefSeq names its product transmembrane protein 168 (gene Tmem168). The transcript is spliced from 5 exons. NCBI's taxonomy places the organism in Eukaryota, Metazoa, Chordata, Mammalia, Rodentia, Muridae. Bases 357 to 2450 code for a protein of 697 amino acids. The record is from RefSeq and is a predicted model, not a curated record.